CCACUUGUUAGUGUCUUAGUUUAACUAUAGAGUUGUUGUGUUUAUAUAUCAUCUUUAUGUCUCUGUAGGCUGAUGCUUGUGUAGGAUGUCUUCAGUGAAUUUCACUGGGAAGAAUGUGGAGGAGUUUACCAUCACAGGCUUCGACCACCUCUCUCACCAGAAGCUCCUGGGCUUCCUCAUCUUCAUCACCUAUUUCCUUGUGCUUCUGGGAAGCGGCACCAACAUCUGCAUCAUUUUGACGGACAGACGGCUGCACACGCCCAUGUACCUCCUCAUCUGUAACCUGGCCGUGGUGGACAUCAUGUUCACCUCCAGCACCAGCACCACCAUGAUCUCUGUCCUGCUGGGCGAGGUCAAAACCAUCUCUUACUACUCCUGCAUAUCAAGCAUGUACAUCUACCACCUGGGUGACAUCGAAGAGUGUCUGGCCCUGUCCCUGAUGGCUUUGGACCGAACCAUCGCUAUCAGAACCCCUCUUAGGUACCACAGCAUACUGACUAACCCAAGGCUCUUCCUGUUGAUCACAGCUACUUGGCUGAUAGGGUUAGGGGUCAUGGGGGUAGUAGCAGAUCAGGCAGACAGCCUUCCAUACUGCCAGCCCAUCAUUAGAUAUAUGUUCUGUGACUAUCCUGCUAUGGUCAGAGCUGCCUGUGUCAACCCUGAACCCUAUUGGAUGCUUCCCACCAUCCUGGGUCUGUGGUUGGUUGGUGCACAGCUCACAUUCAUUCUGCUGUCAUACGUGAAUCUGAUCUACACAGUACUGAGACUGCCAAACAACGAGAGCAGAGUGCAGGUGUUUAAUACCUGUAUUUGUCACAUCAUUGUGGUGUUCUGUUACUACGCUCCCAAGUUAGUCUCUGUGCUGUUGACGAGGAUAGGGGUGAUGCUGAAUCUGACGGAGCGUAACGCUUUAAUGAUUAUAGCCACGCUGUUACCUUCUCUGAUCAACCCUACAGUCUACUGUCUGAAGACCAAGGAGAUUAGAAAGAGAUUGGUUCAGAUACUGUCUAGAAAAAAAAGAACUGUAUCAAUAAAAUGUCAAAAAGGGUGAGUUAUUUAUUUGUUAUUAUAUAUUUUGGGAUACACAUAAUCAAAUACAGAUGUGACUUGAAUGACAUGUUUUAUCAAAUCUCAAUUGUAAAAUGAAUGUAUAGAGUCGUGUAUGAAGAGGUAUGAACCCUCACUAACAUAUAUGAAAGUGCACUCUUCUUUUAAAUAUCAACAAAUUAAAAAACCAACAGAAAAAGAACGUCAGUGAUGAAAUGAGGUAGUGAAAAGUAUUAUUUUGUGACUUCAAAUCAGUGUGUUUAAAGGUUUUAAAGGUAAUUUCAGCUCACAUCAGCAGCAUUUACUUUGCCUUUAAGAGUUGCUUUGUCUUCAAGAAAGAUCAGAUUGAAUUUCUGUUGAAUAACCACAAUCCAAGGUUUAAAUAUUUCCAGCUUCUUCUCUGACAGCACGUUCGUUACAUUACAC
Oncorhynchus gorbuscha (pink salmon) is the source of this 1473-nucleotide messenger RNA. Its product is annotated as olfactory receptor 10G4-like. The coding region runs from base 86 to 1051 and encodes 321 amino acids. Gene Ontology annotation, cellular component: membrane. Gene Ontology annotation, molecular function: G protein-coupled receptor activity; olfactory receptor activity. Gene Ontology annotation, biological process: G protein-coupled receptor signaling pathway. The record is from RefSeq and is a predicted model, not a curated record. Lineage: Eukaryota; Metazoa; Chordata; Actinopteri; Salmoniformes; Salmonidae. The transcript has a single exon.